Messenger RNA from Chelonia mydas (Green sea turtle), 5474 nucleotides. It is a transcript of the gene PALM3, whose product is annotated as paralemmin 3. The coding region runs from base 404 to 3178 and encodes 924 amino acids. Gene Ontology annotation, cellular component: membrane. The transcript is spliced from 8 exons. Lineage: Eukaryota; Metazoa; Chordata; Testudines; Cheloniidae. The record is from RefSeq and is a predicted model, not a curated record. Gene Ontology annotation, biological process: regulation of cell shape.
GGGGGAGCGGCAGAGCUCUCUCAAGGGCGUCCAGACCCGGAACCGCUCCAGUACCUCUGGGAAAUCCACCUCCCUUGCCCAGCGCUCCCUGGCUGCACCUUUCGCCUGAGCCCAAACCGGCCUAACCAGCUCUCCCGAGCCACCCCCCAAAGCCGCGCCGGGGAAGGCAGCUCGCAGGCAGGGAGCUCAGUGCCAGCGUGAGGCGGAGGGAGAGAUUUGAUGAUGUCCUGCCGUUGACUUGGCGAGCCGGACGGCGGAGUGGCGGCAGUCCUGCCGAGCAGUGCCCCCCAGCUGGAGGGGGGAGGGGACGCCACCAGGGGUCUGCAAGCCUCACCCAGCCCCCGCCCCACCGUCCGUCCCCCCCCUCCGGUAGAGUCAGCAGCAACGGUAGCAGCGAGGGAAGAUGACCGAGAGCUCCCUGUACACGCAGCGCCUGGAGGCCAUCGUGGGGCGGCGCAAGGUGCAGGAGCGGAUCCUCCGGACGCGCCGGGAGCUGGAGGAGGAGAAACUCCGCGCCCAGCAGCUCAAGAGGAAGUCCCUGCGAGACCAGUGGCUGAUGGAGGGGUCGUGCCUGCCCCCCGAGAACGACCCCACCUCCCCGCUCUGGCAGGCACAGUCCCGCAUCCAGGAGCUAGAGCAGGAUCUGUCCAGCCUCCAGGCCCAGAUGCAGCAGCUGGAUAACCCGGAGCAUCACGGCAGGCCGCAGGAGGCCUUGGAAGAUGCUAAGCAGCCAGCAGGGGGCACCUGUGAGGCCCGUGGGGCUGGUUCUGCUUCGGCAGGUGGGGGGGGAUGUGGCUGCGAGACCGAACCUGCCUUCCGCCUGGCUCCAGUCCCCCCCAAGAGGGCCAUGCGAGCGGCAGCCCGGGAGAGCCUGGAGAAUGGGGACGUGUCGGGUGCAGGUCCCUUUGACGUGGAGGGGAUUGGCCCUGGGGAAGGCAAGACUGAAGCCAGCUCUGCUGCUCUGGGAACUCAGGAUGACGGGGCAGGAGCCUCUGCCAAGCAGCCGGAGAAGCUGGGCGUGGGGAAGGUGGAGAUGAUCAUUAGAAACCACCUGGGCCAGGAAGUGGGCAGCAUGGACGCCAUCGGGCGGACGUCCCCGGAGACGGAGGGGGAAGCUCCCCAGGGAGAGAAUGGGUUGGAGGAGACUUGGGACGGAAGGAUGGAGCAGGAGCCGCAGAGCCCGCCCGCCCUUGCAAGUGACGCCUGGGACGGCGGGAUGGAGGAGAGGAUGCCCCGGACAGCGGGGCUAGAGGAGAGCUUGGCAAGGCAAGGGAGCAGAGAGGGGCCGGAGGGGGAAUCCGGGGUGCAGGAGGGGGAGACGCAGGUCCUGAAGGAUGAGAACUGCUGCCUCGAUUCCCCAAGGCCCGAGCCGGACGGGGAGCUGGAGGAGCCGAUAGGGGUCGUAGAAGACGGGGAGAUCUCGGCCGAGCCUGCCAGAGGAGCCACGGGAAUGGAGGAGGCAGAGGCUGUCCAGAGGGCUCAGGGCAGGGCAGCAGAACCAGAGAGGCCAGAGGAGCUGGGACCCACCCAGGGGACAGGCCCUAUGUGGCAGGAGCCUGCUAGGGAACAGGAGCGUCAGGUGUCCCCCGGGGCAGAGCAUCCCCAGGCUGCAGGGGUGGGAGAAGGAGCAGAGACGAAGGCCUCUUUGCAGGACCAGAUCCCAGCUCUGCAGGACCAGAUCCCUUCCUCUCUUCAGGAGGCUAAAACCUCUCUGCAAGACCAGAUCCCAGCUCUUCAGGGACAGACCCCCUCCCACCAAGAAGCUAAAGCAGCUCUCCAGGACCAGAUCCCAGUUCUCCAGGACCAGAUCCCAUCAGCUGUCCAGGACCAGAUCCCUUCCUCUCUGCAGGAGGCUGAAGUAUCUAUGCAAAACCAGAUCCCAACUGUGCAGGACCAGAUCCCAUUAUCUCUGCUGGAAGUUAAAACAUCCCUUCAGGGCCAGAUCCCCUCACCACAAGAGGCUAAGGCAGCUCUCCAGGACCAGAUCCCUUCCUCUCUGCAGGAAGCGAAUGCAUCUCUCCAGGACCAGAUCCCAUCAGCUCUCCAUAACCAGAUCCCAUCACCCCAAGAAGCUAAAGCAGCUCUGCAGGACCAGAUCCAAUUUAUGCAGGACCAGAUCCCUUCCUCUCUGCAGGAGGCUGAAGUAUCUAUGCAAAACCAGAUCCCAACUGUGCAGGACCAGAUCCCAUUGUCUCUGCUGGAAGUUAAAACAUCCCUUCAGGGCCAGAUCCCCUCACCACAAGAGGCUAAGGCAGCUCUCCAGGACCAGAUCCCUUCCUCUCUGCAGGAAGCGAAUGCAUCUCUCCAGGACCAGAUCCCAUCACCCGAAGAAGCUAAAGCAGCUCUCCAGGACCAGAUCCCUUCCUCUCUCCAGGACCAGAUCCCUUCCUCUCUGCAGGAAGCGAAUGCAUCUCUCCAGGACCAGAUCCCAUCACCCGAAGAAGCUAAAGCAGCUCUCCAGGACCAGAUCCCUUCCUCUCUCCAGGACAAGAUCCCUUCCUCUCUGCAGGAAGCGAAUGCAUCUCUCCAGGACCAGAUCCCAUCACCCCAAGAAGCUAAAGCAGCUCUGCAGGACCAGAUCCCUUCCUCUCUGCAGGAAGCUAACACAUCUUUCCAGGACCAGAUCCCUUCACCCCAAGAAGCUAAAGCAGCUUUCCAGAACCAGAUCCCUUCACCCCAGGAGGCUAAACAUUCAUUCCACAGCCAGAUCCCCUCCAGCCAAGAGCCAAUCCCUGCACUUCACGGGGAGGUACCGCUUACCCCAGGGGAGUUGCCACCUGGCAGAGCACCCGCCCUGGAGCAGGUGCCUGCCCGACCCGGGGAGAGCGUGGCCCUGGAAGGAGGCAACGAUGCUGGCCCGGUUUCAUCGACUGCAGAAGAAACCACUGAAAACCUGGGGAAGCUCCACCCGGAGCAGCAGCCUCUGCUCAAGGAAGCCUCCGGGCUCUGGACAGGCCGGAAGGCGCCACUAGAUCCCAUGGCCAGAAGCCCGCAGCCGGGAGCUGGCACCUUGAAGUCGCUGGCAGCCGUGAGCCCAGAGGCCCCGACGUACACUACCGCCUCUGCCAACACCGGCUCUCCGUGCCAGGGCAGGAGCGCCGCCUCCCCCGAGCUGGGAGAUGGGCAGGAGGCGGGCAGACGCAAGCAGAAGACCUGCCAGUGCUGCUCUGUCAUGUGAUCCCGGCCCCGCCAGCCGCUGGCCGCCCUCAGCGCUGGGAUGGGCAUCGAGAGCCCCAGCCAGAGGCGGGCCGAUCAGAGGGACCUUGCUCCAGUGACUGGGGGCCCAGGCAGCCGUGGCUCAGCUCCUGGGUGUUUUAAUUCCCCCAGGGGGGGCUGUUCAUUUGUACUGCCUGAUGUUUUCCUAUGGAGGGGUGCCCGGGGUAGGCAGUCAGUUUGGGGGGCGCCUGUCUCCUGCUGGCAGGACAUGGCUGCAGCGCUAAUUUCACGUCUGGUCGCUUCUGUUCCAAGCCCCUGCGUGGAGGGGUCCUUUCCCUUCUGUCCCUGCCACGUCUGCCCCCUUCUGGAGCUCUAAGGGUAUUGGGCAAAGCGGGGAGGGAAGGGGGUCUCCUGUUCCUGGGAGUUCAGGGCCCCAGCUCACACUUCUGCACACGCCUGUAUACACGCUCGCCCCCCCCGCAUGAAUGCACACGCAUGUACACACGCCCCUGCCCGAAUACAAACCUCUGCGGACAAACACAUGGACACGCACCCAGUCUCACGCACACGCCUGAAUAUACAGACAAGCCCCCAGGUACAAAUACAGCUGUAGUCUGGCACCUCCCCCCCCCGCCCGACACAAUGCUUACCCCUCUGCACACAGGCACUGCACCUGCAUCACUGCCCAGACAGGUGCGCUCACGCUCACACCCACAGGCCCGACACAAUCGCAGGUGCACUUGGGCACAGAAGCAGGUGCCUCGCCAGACACCUGCACACACCCAGACUGACACAUGCGUUCACGUGCUUACUGCCCCCGUGGGAUGGCUCAGCCGGCGUGGCCCCAGCGACAGGCUUCCUGCCUCACCUCCAGCUGGGCUGGGCAUUGCCCAGCUGCCUGCUCCCAAACACGUCUUGCACGAGAGACCUUUCCUAGAGCCAUCGCCGCGCCAGGAGGGGGCGCCCCGCGCAGGUCAGUGAUGGAGGCAUCGGAAACCACCUCCUCCCACGGUCCUCAGCUCAGCUUUCCAGCCCCUGCAUCCUGCCCCUUGCGGGACCAAAACCCCUUUCCCAGCUCUGGCUUGGGCAGCCCUGGAGCUCAGUAAUGGGACAGGCUGGAGCUGUGGCCCUGCCCCCUUCCAGCGCAUCCCUAGGCAGCCUGGCCCCGAGCCUUGGAGCUAUGUCGGUGUCUCUGAGGAUCUGGGCCUCAGAUGCCACGGUGAUGGGCAUCCGUAGAACACCCUAGAACAGCCCCCAAAGCUGGUUUUGUCUCUGGGCCUUUCCCCCGCCUUAAACCGCCCUUGUUUGGAGUGAGUGUGAGCCAGUCACGCAGGGUAGCCUUGAACCGUCCAGCAGGGGUCACUACGGAGUGAUGCUCGAUUAAAGUCACUUUCAAUGGGAAGCCUGCUCCUUGUGACUGUGUGGGGAGGGUCAGCGAGUGGUUUUCCAGGUGUCGGCCUGCUGGGUUCUGUGCCCGCCUCUGCCGUUUUACCACUGGGUGACCUGGGGCAAGUCCCGUCCCCUCUCUGGCCUCAGUUUCCCCUCCCACCCUCUUUGUCUCGGUGAGCAUUGCCGGGCAGGGACAGUUUCUCGCUGUGUGUCUGUGCGGUGCCCAGAACAGCGAGAUCCCUGAUCUCAGUCGGGGUCUGGGCAGCGCCCAGCCGGAGGGGGACUCUGAUCUCGGUCGCGGUCUCUGCCCUGAGCUGAUAGGCACCAAGCUUGGGGAUUGUCCCCAUUUCAGAGAGGGGAAUGCGGAGCUAGGGAAUCCCUGCUCCAACCUUUAAGGUCCCCUCCCUCCCAGUGCUGAGAAUAGGACUCCUGGGUUCUGGUCCCAGCUCUGGGAAGGCAGUGAGGGCUAAUGAGUUGGAGCAGGGGGAUGGGAGGCUGGACUUCUGGGUUCUAGCCCCAGCUGUGGGAGGAGAAUGUGGUGUAGUGGUUAGAGCAGGCCUGGACUGGGAGUCAGCGACUCCAGAUUUACACCACAGAGCAUCCUGGGACCUGGGUGCUGUUACUCCAGCUUUGCAGCACUGGUCCCCCCUCUGGGCUUGUCUCCUCAAGUGGGGCUGCCCAGAUUUCAGCCCUCAGAGCAGCCCCCGACUGCGUAUGGGGGCAGCAGCUCCGAGCCACCAUUUACCCCCAGUGCUGCAGUCCAGGCUGAGACAGCGGGAGACCAGAAUCACGCCCCCGGCACCUCUGUCUCUGCCUGCACAGACUGUUCCAUCACACGGGGCCCUGCUGCUGCCCUGCCCCUAAUGAAACCUUCCCCCAGGGCCAAAUCUCCCCCCCGCUGAGCUGCCAGCUCUGAGCACAGGUCACAG